Physella acuta is the source of this 574-nucleotide messenger RNA. RefSeq lists its product as uncharacterized. The record is from RefSeq and is a predicted model, not a curated record. NCBI's taxonomy places the organism in Eukaryota, Metazoa, Mollusca, Gastropoda, Physidae.
CAAUACCAUCGACUGCUCAAAACCGGCUUCUUAAACAGUUGUUGAAUUCAGACAUAGGCACCAGCUUCACAAAAUGAUUGGUAAAACAUUCGUAUUGCUGAUUGUUCUUUUCACGGAGCAGACAAAGGCACAAUGUGCAAUGGUGCAGGGCUUUGGUUUAGUAAGAACUGGUAUCACUGAAACUGCAUGCAUGCAGCUUUGUAAAGACACCCCAGGCUGUGUUAUCUACGUCCCGUUUGAAUCUCAAGCGUUCCCCGCAUUUAACGGAUGUUAUUACGUGGUACAAGGGGCAACAUCAGGAGUGUAUGAGGUGCAAGUGAAAGACUGUACCAUAUACACAGACAACGUGGGUCGUAUCACUCAGCUGGCGAACAGAGACAGCAUCUUCUUUAACGACCCACCCAACGGAAGAUACCCCACACAACCUUACUAUCCAACCUACAGUUAUUUCAAGAGGUAGAAACAAGAAGAAAUCUACAUCUGUCAGGUCAAGUACUAACCGUUUAUAUGUAGGCUAUACAUCCUCUCUCUAAAAUAUUGAGUGGUAGCAGCAAUUUACAUUAAAGUAAUCAUA